Molecule: messenger RNA, 321 nt
Organism: Meyerozyma guilliermondii ATCC 6260
Lineage: Eukaryota; Fungi; Ascomycota; Pichiomycetes; Serinales; Debaryomycetaceae
Exons: 1
Coding region: 1-321 (106 amino acids)
Source: RefSeq, a predicted model, not a curated record
AUGGUCACGUGCCGCGCUCUCAAAUCUUUUCUCUCACCAAACUUCACGCUUAUGUCCUCACCUCCAUUUAUAAAUCGUCUUAUUGUCGGUACUUUGGCCGUGGUGGCCGGAGCCUGGGUUUUCUGGGACACAGGAAAAGACUUUGAAUUUAUCAAGUAUACGCCGCACACUCCAGAAGAGGUGGAAAAGCGCAAAAGAGAACACAAGGGUUUGCUGAUUAAGCACUUGGAAACGUGUACACUUGACUAUACUCCGGAAGCCAAAGCGCGAUUGGAAAAGUUGGUUAGAGAGAGGGAGAAAAAUGAAAGAAGUAACGAGUAA